Ixodes scapularis (black-legged tick) is the source of this 2307-nucleotide messenger RNA. Its product is annotated as palmitoyltransferase ZDHHC3. The transcript has 8 exons. Lineage: Eukaryota; Metazoa; Arthropoda; Arachnida; Ixodida; Ixodidae. Gene Ontology annotation, cellular component: Golgi apparatus; endoplasmic reticulum. Gene Ontology annotation, molecular function: protein-cysteine S-palmitoyltransferase activity. The record is from RefSeq and is a predicted model, not a curated record. The coding region runs from base 120 to 1046 and encodes 308 amino acids. Gene Ontology annotation, biological process: protein targeting to membrane; peptidyl-L-cysteine S-palmitoylation.
GGAAAAGGGUCUAGGGUAAACGACAACGGUAGGUUCGCGCCCUGUUAUUUUUUUACUUUCCCUCCGGUUUCUUGACACUUUUCCUCGAAGACCGUGUUUUGCGACUCUUGUAUGAUGAUAUGGCAAUGCGACUAGACUGCCCUCUUCGGAGAAGCCGCAGGGUUGCCGCGAGCCCUGUCCUGCCGGUGACAGUGGCUCCAAACCGGAAUCCUGCACUGACAGAUGAUCGGGUGCAAUGCUGUGGCCGUCGGUUCUGGUUUGUGCGCGACAUCUGUGGCAUCAUCUGUGCCUGGAUGACGUGGAUGUUGGUGGCCUAUGCCCAGUAUGUUGUGGUGGGAGUUAUCCUGCUGCCCGUGGCCCACACCUAUUACGGCGCCAUCAACCUGGUCAUCUUCGAGGUGCUCGCAUUCCUGGCGGUCUUCUCCCACGUCCGCACCAUGGUGACCGACCCCGGUGCGGUGAUGCGGGGAACGGCGACCAAGGAGGCGGUGGAACAGCUGGGUCUUCGGGAAGGGCGCCUGGUCUACAAGUGCCCCAAGUGCAGCUGCCUCAAGCCCGAGCGAGCGCACCACUGUAGCGUGUGCCAGCGGUGCAUCCGAAAGAUGGACCACCACUGUCCGUGGGUGAACAACUGCAUCGGGGAAAACAACCAGAAGUUUUUCGUCCUCUUCACCCUGUAUAUUGCCAUCAUCUCAAGUCACUCCUUCUUUCUGGCAGUAAAUCAUUUUGUGGGCUGCAUCAACAGCGAGUGGAAGAAGUGCUCAGGCGGAUCUCCUGCAGUCACAGUGAUCCUGCUCAUCCUGCUUAUCUUCGAGGCACUCCUCUUUGCCAUCUUUACCCUGGUCAUGUUUGCCUCCCAGGUGCAGGCCAUCUGGAAUGACGAGACGGGCAUAGAGCAGCUCAAGAAGGAAGUGGCUCGGUGGCAGAAGCGCUCGCCCUGGCGUAGCAUGCGCUCAGUCUUCGGCCGCUUCUCUCUUUCGUGGUUCUCACCCUUCACCUCGACUGGGGACAGCGUUCCUGUUCCAGGCUACCUCUACGCAGUCUAGCGACACAAGCCACCUGGUGCACUUUGUUGGCGACAAACAUGGAAACUGAGGGUCAUCAUAUGCUGGAAGCCCUGUGUCUUGGAGCGAGCCAAGUGGUGCAGUUCAGACCAAUAGUGGAGAGCUCUGGGUGCAGUCUGGACAUCAAUGGUUCUUCCUGUGCUUCUGAGUGACACGGCGUGCAGGCCCACAGCAUUUCCCACUCCUGAGUGUCUGUGUUUCGCACCUGCUUCACAUGUGAUAGUUAGAGCUUGCUUUCAAUACCUGCCAAGGACACUUUGUUGGGUUAAAGUUUAACUGCAGAGUUAAAAAAUGAGAAGUAAAUGUAAAUUUUCGGGGAAUACUGCUCGUAGCCCUUUCUCUGACAUACCUUAUUUACUCGAGUAAUAGCCGUGCUGUAUAUGAAGAAAACCUGAGGGUUCGCUUUCCUGCGGAGCAUGUGGCUUGCCAAUCACCGUGAUCGGCAGCAUGAUUCCAACGGUUUACAGGACAGAGAUAACGUCUUUGCGCGAAGAUACCCCUUAUGAAGAUUGCAUUUGUUUGGAGAAUCGUAUUCUCGAUCUAGUUAUUCGCUAUGUUAUUUAUGUGCAAGGCGAUGAUUGGCUGUAUAUGUGCUCUGCGGUAAAGCAGACGCAAGGGCCUUGUUCAUAAAUAGUGCGGCUAUUACUCGAGUAAAUAUGGUAUUUCUUAUCGGUUUUCUUGAUUGCUGCUGGAGACUGUAGUGUUCAAGACAUUUCUCAGUAGUUUAAAGUCUUGCAGUUGCUUUAAAAUUUGCUUUGGUAUAUUGUUUUUCUUAUUUAUUUAUUUUUUCGGGAGAAGGGCUGUAUUUCGGUAGCUGUUGCAAACAAGCUUCAAAUAUGUGCUAUGCCGCAUAGAACGGGGCACCACCGAUUUUGAAGAAAGACACCAUUCCUUCUUGGAGAUUACAUAAGUGUGCAGUGUGAAUGGUGUGCAGGACAAGUGUUGCAGUUUCGAACUGCUUCGUGUGGACAACCUGGUUGGCUGGUUCGCUUUCGGGCUUGCUGCGCAUGUGGAACAUCUCGUAUGAAGACAUGAGUCUAGUUUUGUGUCUGUGCCGCAUUGUCAAACAGAAUCUUUUUUGUGGACCGUCGUCCAACAUGGCCAUGUAUUGUUUUGUACAUAACUCCAUUUUAAAAGAAGGGCUUCUCUUGAACGAAGUUCGAACGCCUGUGUUACAAAUCACUCAAUGUUAUGGCAAUCAUCCGAAAAUAUUGCCUCUGUGAAUAAAGUGGUUGGGGGAAAA